UCUCCGACAACCGAAUCUUGUCUUUUCCUUUAUUCUUGUCAUUUUUUUACAAAAUUCAUCGUCAUUUCAUCGAACCCCUUCUCAGUUCGUCGAGCAGUGAAACAAAUCGGAGAGGCAAAGAAAGUAAGGAAGAGAAAAAAAUUCCAUUCGAUGUUGGCCGAACGAGACACGAUAAUCUCGGACAAUCAUAUGACUCCUCCGCACGUGACUUUAUUUACAGUUGACUGAUACUCGAGAACAUGUAUGGUGCAGUUCCUUGUGACAUGAUAGACCGAAAACGAAACAAAGUUAGCGAGCAAUGCGGUAGUUACAAGCGGUCAUUAGUUUAUGAUGCCUUUGCUUGAUAAGCUGUUCCCUUCGAGGAAGAGUUUCAGAAGUAACGUUCAAACUGUCGUAGCAUCGAAUGUCGGAACGGAAGAAGAUGAUAGAAUCUCUUCCUUAUGCCUUGGAACGGGUCAAGUUCGGAUCUUGUUAUUCCGAGAAUGCGAAUGGCGUGGAAGGAAAUUACUGUUCGAUUCCCUUCCUUUGGAAAAGAAAUGGUGUAAAAAUAAAACGGCUCCGUUUGAUCUGAAAAAUAAUGCCAGUCCGAAGAACAGCGAAUCAGUUAAUUAUUCGAACGGCCGCAAUUUUGAGCGGGAAAAAACAGCCGAGGAUGACGUGAGUUUAUUAAGCGAGAUGGUAUUUGGUACCGUGGCGAUGACCUACAGAGGAUCCUCUUUUAAGAUCCAUUCGAUGAAUUCGCCGCCAUGUAUCAUGUGUACGAAAGUUUUCCCAGCUACAGAACACAAUACUUGCAAACAGAGCGAUAGAGUAUCGGAUGAAGGAUUGGGUCGUUCCGUGAAUUUGGAUUCCAAUUCCAGUCUGCGAACCCUCUUAUCUAGACCAAGUUCCGGCAACUUAUCUGGGUCUGAAUCGAAUCCUGAACCAAGGAAAAAUUCUACUUGUUCUAGUACCGGCAGCGGCUGGGACAUAGAAAUACCGCCACCGACAGGCAGUUCCCAAUCGUUGGAGAGCAAUGGAUCUUCCGGUUUCGGUAGCCUUUCCAGUUUACGUCGAAGAUGGUUGCGAGCGGUUUCCACCUCUUUGGCACGAACUGAUUCCGACGAUGCCUUUGGAGUGCAGUAUUGGAACGAAACUGGAAAUGAAAAUAAAGAAACUCAUGUUAAGCGUCAUAAAACGAGGCUGGGAUUAACUAUGUUAGUGCGAUUAGCCGAGGGCCAUGAAAGGAAGAUAGAAGCUCGUCUUUUGGAGCAUAUGGCUCUGUUGGAAGGAAUGUUGGAUCGUUUGCGAUACUUUUGUAUCGACGUGAACAGUGUUAACGUUCAGAACAAAGGGAUGCAACUUCCUGAACGACUUUAUAGAUCUUCUUAUCAAUUAAUCGUCUCGUUGUUACGUUUGCUCACUAAUGUUAAUACGAAUCGAAACUCGUGCAGUCCUUUACUGUGGCACGAUGUAUUACUUAAUUCAGUGAGAAUAGAGCACAAAAUGAGUACACUGCAUUAUAGUUUGCAACAAAUGUGUCAGUUGCUCGAAGACAUUGACACAAAGUCGACUAACUUUUUUUUAAGUACAGUUGUAACUGCUGUUUUAACAUAUCAUCUUGGUUGGAUAUAUACUACACUGCCUGUUCAAGAUCGACAAUUGAUGGAAAAAUUAGGUACUUGGUACCCCUGUAAUCCUCUAUGGGCUCAGUUAGGUGACUUGUACGGGGCAUUAAGCAACCCCAUUAGAAUAGCGCACACUGUCGUCGCAGGAGAUCCUCAAAAGGUCGAUCUGAUUAAUUCUGUUUUAUCAUUUCUAUCAUAUUUCAUUCGUAGCGGAAUUGUACAGAAGCGGAAAGAAUAUUGCUGCGUUAUCGAAGAAGAUAUCCAAGAAGCCGCGAAUCUUUUAGAACAAGCAAGAAUAAAACGUCCACACUUGUUUAGCUCGAAAGUAACUUGUAAUGACCGAGAAACUUCAACGUCUCGACGUAUACCGCAUACGUCUGUUCGAAAAAAGCUUUCGGUGGAUCAUUCGUUUGAUACAGAAAACGAUAACGCCACGAUGCAGCGCUCUUAUUCUCAAUAUGGCAUAGAAAGAUUAGGAGCAGAAGGAUCGGUUAGCUCUCUUAAACGCAGCACCACGAUGGAAUCGAAUCUUGAUUCGUUCGUGUUAAAACCGUUAAAGUCUGAAAGAGAUACUAAGCUCGCAAUGAAGGAGUUUUCUUGGGACGAGGAUGGAAACGAAAAGGACUCUGUCGACGAGAAAACUUGCACGUCGAGCAAGGUUAAAAUAGUAGUUAGCGAAAUCGCAUCGCAAGAUACUGACAUAACUAAGACUGAUCCGCAAUAUUGUUUUGACUUUCCAUUGCGAAACUUUGAGAAGAAAGUUGAGAAUGACGAUACCGAAGAGGUAUUCACGAAUUCUAAGAUAGAUACCCUUCAAGAAUUCGACGAUACUUGCGUGAACACAUUGAAAUUAUAUUCUACCAGGCCAGGUUUUCACACUGGUCCAGGUAUGGUGAACGAAACGAAAAAUUCUCACGUAUUCUUCAUGCUCGGCGACGAAGAGAAAUCUAUGAAAACGUUAUCACGACCGCGGCUUGGAUAUAAUUGUCAAUGUUUGUUUACCAGAGUACCAAGCACGUCCGCGCAAUUGCCAGAAGGCGUAUUGAGAAAAAUCAUUCAGAGAAAUUUUCCUGAGUCUUCCAAAAGUAUUCAGUCGUCGGCCGGAGUACCAUCAGGAUCUUUCGAAUUUUGUCAAAAGUGUAAUGGCCAAAGUUUUGUACCUUCUCAAAAUUACGACAGCUGCAAACAAGUUCUGGAAACUCCAACUAACGCGACUGAAGUUCUGCGUACCUGCGGUAGCACGGUCGGCGAUGGAAACGUUAGAAUGUCUAGAUCUAACAGUUUAGAAGCAUUAAUGGAAGCUAGUAGCGUUGUUGAAUUACCUAUGCCACGGUCGAGAAAAAUGAAGAAGACUGAUUCGCACCAGGAUACCGGAUUUACGAAGACACUUUUACAAAGUAAAAUAAAAAAUGAAGAGACGAACGGAGUGAAUAACUUUGAAACUUCUUACACGUGGGGAUUAGUGUUACAAGGUUUGCCAAAAAAGAAAAAGAGGAGAAAAAAGAAAGUUAUUAAAGAAGAAAACAAAAAUGAUGUUGAAGUAGAAAAAGAAUGGUGGUAUUGUAUACGGGAAGAAUGCCUUGCAAGUGCACGUUUCCCGACUAUUGAUCAACCAGUUGCCGAAUCACUUUGUAUCUUAGCGGAUUUAGAUACUUGGCACGUUGGGAUUAUAUCUAACAAUAUGCCUUCUCACACUGCACCCUUGCCAGUUGGUAUGUCCAGGCUCGUAUCAAACAUGCUCGAAGGUUUUGUCUACUUAUGGCGGAAAUAUCAUUCAGCUUCACAAUGCAUAGGCAUACUCGAAGCAAAACUGAGAGAAAUGUGGUUAAAAAGUGAAGCACUGGCUGAGGUACUUCUAGCGACAGAAGUAUGCGAUGCUAGUAUUGCAAACUUAACACACGUCCUCGAUCUUGAUGCAGCAGACAUACCACUUCUACUCGCAGUUGCAACUUCCCAUUCACCAGAGAUAGCACAAAGGUUUGGCCUCACACUUACUUAACUGCAUCUCAUUACUCUUAUCACAAUUUCUAUUUAGUGACAAGUAGCUUUUUUUUUUUUUUUUCAUUUGAA
Messenger RNA from Osmia lignaria (orchard mason bee), 3677 nucleotides. RefSeq names its product folliculin-interacting protein 2. NCBI's taxonomy places the organism in Eukaryota, Metazoa, Arthropoda, Insecta, Hymenoptera, Megachilidae. The record is from RefSeq and is a predicted model, not a curated record. Gene Ontology annotation, molecular function: protein-folding chaperone binding; ATPase inhibitor activity. Gene Ontology annotation, cellular component: cytoplasm.